Exophiala xenobiotica is the source of this 705-nucleotide messenger RNA. RefSeq names its product alpha-acetolactate decarboxylase. NCBI's taxonomy places the organism in Eukaryota, Fungi, Ascomycota, Eurotiomycetes, Chaetothyriales, Herpotrichiellaceae. Gene Ontology annotation, biological process: acetoin biosynthetic process. Gene Ontology annotation, molecular function: acetolactate decarboxylase activity. The record is from RefSeq and is a predicted model, not a curated record. The transcript has 2 exons. Bases 1 to 705 code for a protein of 234 amino acids.
AUGGCAGUCAACGAGAUAUAUCAGUACUCCCUGGUGAAUGCUCUCAUGAGCGGAGUCUCGGACUCUGGCAUCACAGUCGCUCAGCUCAUUGAAAAGGGUAAUGUCGGACUGGGCACCUUCGUCAAGAUGAGAGGAGAGCUGGUUCUUCUCGAUGGCAAGGUCUACCAGCUCCAGGCCGAGGGCAAUGUCCGAGUGGCAGGCCCCGACGAACAACUCCCAUAUGCAGUCUGCACCAAUUUCAGAGGUCAAGACACCGUCAACGUAACUCUCGAGGACAAAGACUCGGUCGAUGCUGUGUUGGAAAAAUUCAACAACCAUGCAAGCAAUUUGUUCAUGUCCUACCGCAUAGAAGGAAAGUUCAAAAAAGUAAAAUGCCGAACCGUCAAGGGCCAAGAAUAUGAGGACCAGCCUCUUUCUGAGCUUGGAAAGUCACAGUUCGUCGCAGAGUACGAAAACAUCGAAGGGACAAUCGUUGGCUUUCGUACACCCGAAGCAUGGCAAGGCUUUUUCGUCGCCGGCGAACACAUGCACUUCAUCUCCAAAGACCGCAGCGUGGGCGGACAUGUGCUACAACUCGCCGAUGCCGAUGUAAGUAUGGGCAUCGCGACGAUCAACAACCUCCACCUUGAACUACCGACCAGCGAGAAGUUCAACGCGGCAAAGAUGUCGACGGACGAUGUCGGCCUGAAAUCUGUCGAGGGCUGA